CCCUGCCCUGCCUGUGCUUAAGGUCCCCCCUCAGUCUCCCUGCCGCCACCACUGCUGCUGUCCCACCCACCGCUCACCAUGUCCAGUCUCCCGCACAAGACCUCCCUGCCCGAGGGCGUCCAGGCCGGCAACGUGCUGAGAAUCCGGGGUGUGGUCCCUGAAAAGGCUGGCAGGUUCCACGUGAACCUGCUGUGCAGCGAGGAGCCGGGCGCCGACGCCGCCCUGCACUUCAACCCGCGGCUGGACUUGUCCGAGGUGGUCUUCAACAGCCUGGAGCAGGGCGCCUGGGGCAAGGAGGAGCGCGGCCCGGGGCUGCCCUUCCGGCGCGGGCAGCCCUUCGAGGUGCUGCUCAUCGUCACCGGCGACGGCUACAAGGCCGUGGUCGGGGACGCGCAGUACCACCACUUUCGCCACCGCAUGCCGCCGGCGCGCGUGCGCCAGCUCGAGGUGGCCGGGGACGUGCAGCUGGACUCGGUGUGCGUGUUCUGA
Lepus europaeus (European hare) is the source of this 489-nucleotide messenger RNA. Its product is annotated as galectin-7-like. Gene Ontology annotation, molecular function: carbohydrate binding. The record is from RefSeq and is a predicted model, not a curated record. Lineage: Eukaryota; Metazoa; Chordata; Mammalia; Lagomorpha; Leporidae. The transcript has 4 exons. The coding region runs from base 79 to 489 and encodes 136 amino acids.